Molecule: messenger RNA, 1072 nt
Organism: Papilio machaon (common yellow swallowtail)
Lineage: Eukaryota; Metazoa; Arthropoda; Insecta; Lepidoptera; Papilionidae
Product: homeobox protein aristaless
Exons: 5
Coding region: 196-999 (267 amino acids)
Biological process (GO): regulation of transcription by RNA polymerase II
Molecular function (GO): DNA-binding transcription factor activity, RNA polymerase II-specific; RNA polymerase II transcription regulatory region sequence-specific DNA binding
Source: RefSeq, a predicted model, not a curated record
UUGAAGGCGUUGGUGUGUCAUAGUUUAUAAGUUGGUUGUGUUCGAGGCGUCAUACUGUAUCAUGUAAAUAGCUGCGGCGUUUCACAGAUAUUUACUGGUGUUAAUGAUCGAUCAUAAAAAAGUUUGACACAUAAUUUGUGAUCUGAGGAAUUUAAUCCUGCUGUUUAACCUAACAUUAAAGAACACGAAUACAUUAUGGGUGUAUCAGAGGCGGGUUGUUCUACCAGUUCGGAGCUAUCUAUCAUCGAGGCGGAGCGGCCUGCAUCAGGCAGCGGCGAGGAAGAAGAUAUACCGCGAAGGAAACAACGACGUUAUAGGACCACAUUCACCAGUUACCAAUUAGAUGAACUGGAGAAAGCUUUUGGACGUACACAUUAUCCUGAUGUUUUCUCAAGAGAAGAACUUGCUUUGAAAAUAGGACUGACGGAAGCUAGAAUUCAGGUGUGGUUUCAAAACCGACGCGCAAAGUGGCGUAAACAGGAGAAGGUGGGUCCUCACGCUCAUCCUUAUGGCGGCUACCUAGCCGGAGCGCACGCGCAGCCGCUACCUACGUCUGCAACACUUCCGCAGCCACACUCGGCACAUCCUCUGGCACACCUCGGCUUCGGGUUGAGAAAACCAUUUGAUAGCGCUCUUGCUUCUUUCAGGUACGCAAGCAAUCCUCUCUUCGGAGCGCAGUACCUCCCGCCGUUGUCACGUCCGCCUCUGUUUGGUGCCCCGCUAUACGCUACCUCACCCGCUCACUUCCAUUCGCUCUUCGCUAACCUAACCGCAACCGAACCGCGACUCUCGCCCGAACAUUCCCGACUGUCUCCGGAGGUAAACCGCUCACCCGCGCCGUCCAUUUCCCCUCCGAUAUCGCCGGGAAGUGAAACACUGCCUCCACACGCAGCAGUGGAUGAUGUGCGAAGUUCAAGUAUCGCUGCAUUAAGGCUUGCUGCAAGGGAACACGAGAUAAGAUUGGAACUACUGAGGCAGAGAGCCGAUCUGAUUUGUUGAACAGCUACCGUAAUCUCUUAUUGAAUUGAUUACAUAAAGGCUAGUGGCCAGAUGACUAAUGUAGUAUUUCUUA